This is a messenger RNA of Symbiodinium pilosum, 1947 nucleotides long. The record is from the annotation of a GenBank genome assembly. NCBI's taxonomy places the organism in Eukaryota, Dinophyceae, Suessiales, Symbiodiniaceae.
AUGACACUCUUCAUCUACAUGUGCCAUCCCAAGGCUGCCUACACUUGCGAAGUGACACGGCAAAAAGAUGUUCGCUGGUUCUCCUUCUGGGAUUAUUGUGUAGAGUUGGACAAGGUCUGGCAUCAGGAGGCCAUGGCCCACUGCUUCUGUUUGUUCACAGAGGGAAAAAAUCCAUGGGCGUUCUCACCUCCCGGGGAUGCCGUGGAAGAUGCUUUCUCGGUGCUGGCUGAUGAUACGAACCAGGACAAAAUGCGUUGCUUCAUCACGGUCUUCAAAGCCCUGCGUCUCUUCCUGUCUGAAUGCGCCCGGGACUUCCAGCAAUCUGGGACUGCGUCCGUGAAGCACAUGAUCAGCCUUGGCAGUGGUCGACGAGUGGAAAAGCUGCUUCUGAGAACCUUCAAAGAUUGUGCUCGUGGGCCUGGGUUGAUGUACACCGGAGCCCCGUCCGACCCGGAGACACUGUCCUGGCUGGCUACCCUGUUCUUGGAGCAGUUGAGAUCCAUCUCUGAGCUGGAGACCCCAUACUCAUCUUUCCCUUGGCGGGUCAUCGUGUGCCUCAGCGGUGACAAAAAGGCUACGUUGCAGGCCAUGAAGCUGGAAUGGGACUUUGUCACGGAUUUGGUGGAUACCCUGCCCGAGAAGCAUUCGCUACGGAAGCUUCUGAACAUCACGCAAAGCCAGCCAUACCGAGACAUCAUGACCAAAGCUGAGUGCUUCGGCUUCAACUCUGAUUCUCUGGAGUCUGAUGAAGCGGAAGGAUUCAGGAAGUGCUGCAGAUGUAUUGCAGGGCUUACAGGCGACAGCACCGACAGCAUGCUUUCCUCCUUGGCGUGCGAGCUGAUAUUCAAUGAUGCCCGGGAUUCUGGUCGUAGGCACAGCAAAAUGGAAAAGACAUGUCCCCACAACAUCCAUGCAGUUGCGCACAAGUCCACAACAAAGAGACCCUCUGGCGGGCAACCUCUGGUUCUUUCCAACGCAGACUGGUCCCUUCCGUUGCCCAGCAAGAAUGUCCGCAACAGAGUGCACUCUGCAUUGAAGGCCACUGACGUGGAGCUAGGUGUGAAUUCAGACAAGCUGACUAGAAACAAGGCCAGCAUUUACACCAAACCGCACAUCAUGAGCCAGCGCCUGAGCCUUCUGAAGGUCCUGACUUCUGAGUACACACGCAACAUCAAAGAGGAGUUGCAGCGACAGGAGGACAGAAUGGAGGUGCUGGAUGUGAUGUUCAAGGAGAGUUGGGUGUCCAAACUGGUGCCCAAGCACUAUUUCAUCACAUGGGACGUGGACAACCCCGGCUCUGCGCGACACAUGGUUUUGUCUGCUGGCCCCCACUUCCUAAAGGUGCUAGACCUCCAAGCUUUCUCGGAGGACAUGUUCACUCCCAAUGCAGACAAAAUCAGUGUGCGCGAUACAUGGACAGGAUCCCUGCUGGACUGUGCUGUGGCCCCCACUGAGCCGUGCUUGGCUUUUGAUCAGCUGGCCUGGCGUGCGACGGGGCCAUUCACCAGUCUUACUGAAGUUCUAGCUGGAAGCAGGCUGCUAGAGACACCCCGUUCGCUUCUAGCAUCUGUAUGCUCCGCACUUGGCCUGAAACACUCGAAGUUGACCUACAAGGCUCGCGUCCGAAUGUUUUUAGAAUACAUGAAGAAGUCCACCAGCUUCAUCGAAAGUGUUCUAGAGGAAAUACCUGAUGCAGAACCAAAACCUGCAAAAGAAAUGGACCAAAAUGAUGAGCACUUGGACGGACAAACGGAAGAUGAGGCAGAUGAAGACUUGGCUGAGGAAAUGGCUGAAGAUCCUAACCAGGAACCUGACGAAUGCCACGAGGCAGCUGCUGACCCCGCGAGGCCUGAUGAAAACAUGCCACAGUGUCGAGAAGAACACCAUGCUGCGCCGCCUGGACCUGCGCAGCAUGCGUCCGGAGAGCCUCUUGUAACUCUGUUCUAA